GCUUCGUAUCCCAAAGCUGUAUGCCCCAAAGAGUGGUUUCAACAUCGGGAGGUAAGGUAGCGAGGACCGGAAGUGCAGCAUUAACCCAUUCAAGAAUGAAUGUGCCAGCUACUUACCUCAACCGGCACAUGGCAACUGCCUUUGGCAGCUUUUGUAAGUGCUUUGAUUACAGAAGAAACCGGUCCUUCUUUCCUUUCACAUUUAGAUUCAUGCUUCCAUGCUCUCUCGCAGUGUUAUCUUUUCUCAAGCACGACCAUUCAGAGAGAACAAGGCAGAUUCUCUUUUCCUGCGUCCAAGAAUCCCAUUUGCUACAACAUCUCAAUAGAGGGAGCCUUUCACCCUGUUUUGAGCUCGACCGUAGGUUCUUGGGUUUCGCUCACCACUGAGCCGAUGGACGGGCUUGUUGACGGCAGCAUUCCCACACCUACACCGUCCCGUUUAGCAAGGAAGGAAAUGCUCUCAUACUUUGGCUCGACGCGUGGCGAUCAAGUGCUUGCUAGUAGCUUCGCUCUGCAGGCAAAGAUAUCCCGUCGCGGAGAGUAUGCUCGAGAUCUGCUCCAUUCAAAUCCGUAGACAACUCAAUCAACCAGCCCGAAGGAGCACCGACGGCGCCAUCCCCUUAGUCCUUUAGGCCUCCUCCCGGGUGGUCAUGUGGCCUCGCCGCCAACACAUCAAAGAGAGCACAGCAGCAACAAAAGAAUACAGCGGCUAGCCAGCUCCGAUGCUCCUUCACCUGUUGAUACCAUGUUCCUGACUUAAGUAAGGGGCACCGACAAGUCUCAUGAUCUGCAAGUCGUAGUCAAUGGAACUGGCGAUCAAGUACCGGGUACAUUAUGGGCAGAGAAUUUUAGGGGGGAUGUUGAUGUACUUGUACUUGUACGCAGAUGAGCUGUCUUCGUCCUCGGCUU
This is a messenger RNA of Canariomyces notabilis, 908 nucleotides long. RefSeq lists its product as uncharacterized. The record is from RefSeq and is a predicted model, not a curated record. Lineage: Eukaryota; Fungi; Ascomycota; Sordariomycetes; Sordariales; Chaetomiaceae. Bases 100 to 573 code for a protein of 157 amino acids. The transcript is spliced from 3 exons.